AUGGAAGCAGAUUGCCAGGACCGUAUAAAAUUGCAGGUUGCUGAAGCCUUCAGAAGUUUUGUUAUUGGUAUAGGAAAUGCGAACAUGGAAGAAGAUUUGCGGGUUUCUGUUUUCCUCUGCAUUUGUAGUUUGCAUACCACAGUCGUCUUUCCAGGCGAUAAGAGGCAAAUCGAGAAGAAACCGCCUGUCCAGGAAGAUACGGUUCCAGUAAAUAGUACGGUUCCAGAAUGGCGGUAUGGGCUGCAUUUUAUCGCGGAUCACCCAUUCUUGAAAAGAGAUGCCACUACUGGAAUGAUCAACGAGUUGCAAAAUAAUCAUCUGGAAACGCUUGUGCUCGAUCAAGCUUUGGUAGAACAGACCAUCUUGAAAGCUGCCAAUCAACUACAUCUCUUGCUCUCUGAGUGCAAGAAACUAAAGGAUGAAGUAUUCAAGGUAAGUAUAGGCUUUUAAUA
Molecule: messenger RNA, 452 nt
Organism: Cylicostephanus goldi
Lineage: Eukaryota; Metazoa; Nematoda; Chromadorea; Rhabditida; Strongylidae
Source: the annotation of a GenBank genome assembly